Messenger RNA from Acanthamoeba castellanii str. Neff, 963 nucleotides. RefSeq names its product serine/threonineprotein kinase-like protein. Gene Ontology annotation, molecular function: protein serine/threonine kinase activity; ATP binding. The transcript has 11 exons. Gene Ontology annotation, cellular component: cytoplasm. Gene Ontology annotation, biological process: protein phosphorylation; intracellular signal transduction. Bases 1 to 963 code for a protein of 320 amino acids. The record is from RefSeq and is a predicted model, not a curated record. Lineage: Eukaryota; Discosea; Longamoebia; Acanthamoebidae.
AUGGCAAACGAUGGCGGCGACGUGGAGGCGCUGGAGACGAUGAAAGCAGUGGUAGAGGUGGAUGAGGACGGAAACAAGAGCGUUAAUGAGUACCUCCUCAUCAAGACCAUAGGCAAGGGCUCCUUCGCCAAAGUGAAGUUGUGCUUGAACACAAAGGACAACGAGCUCUACGCGAUGAAGGUGUGCCACAAGGCCAUGUUGGCUAAGCGACGUCGAGGCUUAGGCAAUGCGCUGGAUCAUAUCUGGCGGGAGGUGGACAUUCUGAAGCGGCUGCAUCAUCCCAACGUGGUUGCGCUGAAGCAGGUUAUCAACGAUCCGCAGUUGUUGCACUUGUACAUAGUAUUUGAAUAUCUCGAGCUGGGUCCAGUGAUGCGCGACAUCGAUGGCACGCCGUUGGAGAUGGAAUUCACGCGCAGCUACUUCUACGACGUCCUGCAAGGCCUUUACUAUCUGCACUCUCGAAACGUCAUUCAUUGCGACCUAAAGCCGGACAAUCUGCUCGUGAACGCCGAGGGCAAGGUCAAGAUAAUCGAUUUUGGAAGCAGCAGAUACGUUGGAAUGGAAACGCCGGAGAGCAGCGAAGGGUUGGUCUGUCACGAAGUGCUCGAAGGCACACCGGCCUUCAUGGCUCCCGAGUUGUGUUCAUCUGCCUACUCGCCUGCCGAGGCCUCGAAGUUCCCGCGGGACGUGUGGGCUCUCGGCGUGUGCCUCUACUGCUUCGUCACUGGCCGGCUGCCAUUUCUCGCUGACAACGUCAUGGAGAUGUACGACAAGAUAAAGAACGACGAGCCUUCGUUCGACGGCAUUGACGAUGAGAGUUUGGUGUCGCUGCUACGAGGCGCUAUGGAGAAGGACCCAUCGCAACGCCUUACUCUGACCCAAAUCCAGGAGCAUCCGUGGGUGCUGGCGACAGCGACGUUCCUGUCUAGCAGCGGUGAACAAGAAGAAGACAACGAGAGCUGA